CUCCUUCUUGAAAAGAAACAAAACAAGAUGGUGAAAAGCUUUGUUGACAACAUCAUAGGUAGUGAAUAGAGGUAACGUCCGUAGUACUUAACGUCUGGUGCAUUUUCUGGUACAUGCAGUGUUUCCCCUGCCAUAACCAAAACUUUUAUCCUGGAAGACAGCCGAAAAAUUGUAUAUGAAACAGUCAAAUCACUAUAUCCACAAUUACGAUAGCCUUUAUCAGUUAAGACAGCUCCAGACGAAGUUCAGCAAACUUUUAACAUACAGCAGAUAUCGAACGGCAAGUGUUCAAACAGACAGCUACAUGUGCCAACCGUAUACCAUAUUCACUUUCGCAAACUGUGAUAAUGCAAAGGAUGUUCCAGACGAAAAUAUUUAUCAGCUUCACUGUGUCCUAAAAUACUCUAUUAAGGUUUAAGCCAUUCGCUUAAAUAUUUAAAAGAGGAAAGAGCUUAAACAUUUAAAGAGGGCCAUGUUAAGGUAGCUUAGUAGAAGGGAUAACGUUGACUGUAGGAAAAAAGGAAAACACGAGAGUAAACAAGCGGCCGAAAAAGUAAUGUAAGAUGUGUUUAUUGUGGGUACUAUAGGAUAUCGCUUAAACGCUUUUUCAUUGUGCAGUUUUUGUUUUUCUUAGCAACUCUAUUGUUUAGCUAUGUUAACUAGUCUGUGUUUUUCUUAGCAACUCUAUUGUUUAGCUAUGUUAACUAGUCUG
Rhizopus microsporus ATCC 52813 is the source of this 712-nucleotide messenger RNA. RefSeq lists its product as uncharacterized. The transcript has a single exon. The coding region runs from base 176 to 418 and encodes 80 amino acids. NCBI's taxonomy places the organism in Eukaryota, Fungi, Mucoromycota, Mucoromycetes, Mucorales, Rhizopodaceae. The record is from RefSeq and is a predicted model, not a curated record.